Messenger RNA from Cryphonectria parasitica EP155, 441 nucleotides. RefSeq lists its product as uncharacterized. The record is from RefSeq and is a predicted model, not a curated record. Lineage: Eukaryota; Fungi; Ascomycota; Sordariomycetes; Diaporthales; Cryphonectriaceae. The transcript is spliced from 2 exons. The annotation marks the transcript as partial.
CCCCUCGACGAGGAUAUGGAUUCAACUGCCAUGGCAGAGGCGAUGGGUUUCUCCGGCUUUGGGAUGCAGCCAGGGGCCAAAAAGCGCAAGUUCAACCCUCAUGCAGACGCCUCCGUCUCUGGCCUUCCAAAGAAGCCCAGCGCAGCCGGCAGCAGAAAUACCACGGGCGCCAAUUCUGCGCCGCUGGGCCAGAGAUCUCUCCCGCCGCCGUCUGCCAGCCUGCCCUCCCGGCCUCCUAUCGCGGCUGUCCCGAGACAUGCGCAGAAUCAACGCCAAUCUGGGAGACGGAUGCGGGGAUCGGACCAGAAUGCGGAUGAUCAGCCUUGGUGGGAAGGUUAUUACGACGCCAAGAUGAAUCAAAAUCCAUGGGAGAGGCUGGAGAAGCAAAGAGGGCUAGAGCCGCGUGGUACGUGGCUGACGAGACACACCAAUGCGAAUGCU